Anas platyrhynchos (mallard) is the source of this 2795-nucleotide messenger RNA. NCBI's taxonomy places the organism in Eukaryota, Metazoa, Chordata, Aves, Anseriformes, Anatidae. The record is from RefSeq and is a predicted model, not a curated record.
AGGAGGGGGGGUAUUAUGUCAGUCGGGCUCGGAGGGUGUGUCUUUUUUUUUUUUUUUUCUUUCCUUUCCUCUCUCUCUCCCCCCCCCCUCCCCAGCUCUGUAUUUAUUCAUUAUGAGUCACAUCCCGGAGACCUCCCCGUUCUGGGCACGGAGGGCGGGCGGCGGAGCCUCUCCCGGUGCCGCCGGCCCGGCCCCCGCUGCCUCCGGUCGCCCCUCGGCGGUUGGCGGCGGUUGCUCGGGGCGGGCGGCUCCGCGCCUCACGGGCGGCCGCCGCCUCCCCGCCGCCAUCAGCGGCCCCCUGACGGGGCUGCCGGGGGGGCUCCGAGCCCCAUCUCCUCCUCCCGGGAGCCCUCCCGGUGUGCCGCAGCCCUAAAAAGCCGGAGCAGGGAGCUGCCCGGGCACUAUCGGGGGGCGGUGUUUCAAAAUGGCAAUCGGUGCCUCUCGGGGGCUCGGCGAUUCCCACAUCCUGCAGCGAGAUGCUGGAGGAGGCUCCGUUGCCCAUACCGCUCGGCUCCAGAUAAAAGGAAAGCGUUAGAAGAGACCAAAGCCUACACAACUCAAUCUCUAGCCAGUGUUGCUUAUCAGAUCAAUGCACUGGCCAACAAUGUAUUACAACUGCUGGACAUCCAGGCAUCCCAGCUACGGAGGAUGGAGUCCUCAAUCAACCAUAUCUCCCAGACUGUGGACAUCCAUAAAGAAAAGGUCGCUCGCAGAGAGAUAGGCAUUUUGACGACCAAUAAGAACACAUCGAGAACUCACAAAAUUAUAGCGCCAGCGAACAUGGAGCGUCCUGUAAGGUAUAUUCGAAAACCUAUAGACUACACGGUGCUGGAUGAUGUUGGCCAUGGCGUAAAGUGGCUAAAAGCCAAGCAUGGAAAUAACCAGCCUGCAAGAACUGGCACCUUGUCAAGAACAAAUCCGCCUACACAAAAACCACCAAGUCCUCCCAUGUCAGGCCGGGGAACUCUGGGACGAAAUACUCCUUACAAAACCCUGGAGCCAGUCAAACCGCCAACAGUUCCUAAUGAUUACAUGACCAGUCCUGCCAGACUGGGCAGCCAGCACAGCCCGGGAAGGACAGCUUCCUUGAACCAGAGACCAAGAACACACAGCGGUAGUAGUGGAGGAAGUGGCAGUCGAGAGAACAGUGGAAGCAGCAGUAUUGGCAUUCCCAUUGCCGUGCCUACACCUUCACCGCCAACCAUUGGACCAGCACACAUUUCUGUUCCUCCUCCUCUUGGAGCCCCGCCAGCACCACCACUGCCACCACCUCUCCCGAUGGGCAGUCUGAUAGCUGCUCCGGGUUCAGCUCCUGGUUCCCAGUAUGGCACAAUGACCAGGCAAAUCUCGCGACACAACUCUACCACUUCUUCAGCAUCUUCUGGUGGAUACAGACGGAAUCCUUCUGUGACUGCCCCAUUUUCUGCUCAACCUCAUGUUAAUGGCGGGCCUCUUUAUUCUCAAAAUUCAAUUUCUAUUGCUCCACCCCCUCCCCCUAUGCCUCAGUUGACUCCACAGAUACCUCUCACAGGCUUCGUGGCCAGGGUGCAGGAAAACAUUGCUGAUAGCCCGACUCCUCCCCCCCCACCGCCCCCCGACGAGAUGCCGAUGUUCGAUGACUCUCCUCCUCCUCCGCCCCCACCCCCUGUGGAUUACGAGGACGAGGAGGCUGCUGUUGUGCAGUACAGCGAUCCCUACGCGGAUGGAGAUCCUGCCUGGGCGCCUAAAAACUAUAUAGAGAAAGUUGUUGCUAUAUAUGACUAUACAAAGGACAAAGACGAUGAGCUGUCGUUUAUGGAGGGUGCAAUCAUUUAUGUGAUAAAGAAGAACGAUGACGGCUGGUAUGAAGGAGUUUGCAAUCGAGUAACUGGCUUGUUUCCUGGGAAUUACGUCGAAUCAAUCAUGCACUAUGCCGAUUAAAAUCCUUUGCUUUUCAAAGUUGGGUCUUGUAUUCAGUCAUACCAUGAUUAUUUACAAGGGGUAACUAAAAGCUAACAGAAUUGUCUUAAUAUACUUUCAGAAAAUGUGCCCAUUUCUUCAGGCCAUACUGUUUUAAUGGUAUGAUUGAAUGUCCAUCUCUCUAAGUCUCUGGAGACGGUAUGUCUUAACCUGAUGACAAUUUGUAAAACAAGCAACUGUCUAUAACUGGUUAUACUUAUUUACUUAUGCAUUGUUAAUUUUAUGACCAGCCUAAAUAUUCUGGGGAAGUAGGGUAUAAUAUUUAAUGAACCAUGAUUCAGAUUGUGCCAUUACAUUUUUCAGUACAGCAUGGUAACUAACACUACGUUAGACUAACAUAUUAAAAUCUGGAUGAGAAGUUUAAUGUUAGUGCUGGUCAUAUUACUUUUUGUUUAGACUCUUUGCUCAUUCUUGAACUAUAUUUGUUUAAAGCAUGCAUACAAACUUAUGUAUUGAAAUAUACUUUUUUAAAAAUCCAAGAUGCUUCCAAUUGUUGUAAUCUUUACCUGGAGUAUUCUCACUAAAGUCUAUUAUAAUGAGUUGUUUGGGUCUAAGGUGUCCAUGUGAAUCAAAAAAUGGGUGGUCUUAUGUAUGUGUAAUUUGUACCCAAGUUUUUUUAAUAAGUAAAUUUACAUUAUGACUUUUUCCAUUCAUAAAUAUAUAAGUGAACCAAAGGUCUUGUCCAUUACUUUGUUGGUUGGCUUGGCAAAGAAGUUUGGAAUGCUAACGUAGCAAAACCAUGGCUGUGUUAUCCCAGGCAAUGUACUAAAAAGCAAAUGUUUGUAACAUGACUUUAUCACUGACAGAGGGCAAAUAAAUUAGAUAUGAAACCUGAA